GUGAGAGCCUUCACCGCCUGCCGCUCAUGCAUUCCGUUUCCCUGCUUUGCUCGCGCAUUUUUCUUCUCUCGGCCAGGAUAAACCGUCGUGGCCCGUGUCUGACGCUCCUUCAGGAUCUGGUACGACAAAAAGUCUAGUAGUCAUCCGCAAACCCUCGAAUGUCAAGAUCCACCCGCGUUCGCGCCUCCCUGAAGACGAGCACCCGCGCAAUGCGUCUGCUCCGGACACAUCCGUGACCUCGCCGUACGAGCCGCCAGCGUUCGCAAUGGACGAGCAGGACACGGGGUUACCUACCGACGAGAUGGCGCGAAUACGUGCGCUGCUACGCCCACCGCCUAUACCGGGCGUCGACGACUGGAAUAUCCCGCCUGAGCCGACGGGAGUGUGUGAUCCCGAGAUCGAAGCGAAGCUCGCGCAGUUCCACGCUCUGAAGCGCGACGCGGUACACCCGAAGCACUUCAACGACAGCCUGAUGUCGAACCGCUCCUUCCGGAAUCCGCACCUGUACGCGAAGCUCGUCGAGUUCGUUGACGUCAACGAGCGCACGACCAACUUCCCCAAGGACAUCUGGGACCCGGACGAUGUACGGGAAGAAUGGUUUGCUGACCGGAUCGCCGAAUAUCAAAAGACACGGUCAGAACAACAGCAGGCCGCGCAGGCCGCGAACACAGGCAAGCGUACACACCUCGAGUUCACAUCUGCAAAGUUGGAUUCUUCCAAGUCGAGGGACCGAGACCAUGAUGAAAGGGACCGAGGCGGCAAGCAGUCCGGCGGGAAGAGGUAUAAUCCCUACGUAAAAGAUCAGUACGGGAGAGACAAGGGGAGGGGAUGGAAGUGACACCUGGCAGUGCUUCAUGUCUGCUGCGUCCUGCUGUAAUCUUGGCUCUCAAUGUAUGGGCUGAAGUACUGAUCACCGAAGGAGGUAGAUUGAUCAACAGAACGAUAAUUACAAGUAAUUCAAC
Messenger RNA from Phanerochaete carnosa HHB-10118-sp, 962 nucleotides. RefSeq lists its product as uncharacterized. Bases 266 to 838 code for a protein of 190 amino acids. The record is from RefSeq and is a predicted model, not a curated record. NCBI's taxonomy places the organism in Eukaryota, Fungi, Basidiomycota, Agaricomycetes, Polyporales, Phanerochaetaceae. Gene Ontology annotation, biological process: regulation of DNA-templated transcription. Gene Ontology annotation, cellular component: nucleus. The transcript is spliced from 4 exons.